Hirsutella rhossiliensis is the source of this 579-nucleotide messenger RNA. RefSeq lists its product as uncharacterized. Lineage: Eukaryota; Fungi; Ascomycota; Sordariomycetes; Hypocreales; Ophiocordycipitaceae. Bases 1 to 579 code for a protein of 192 amino acids. The transcript is spliced from 2 exons. The record is from RefSeq and is a predicted model, not a curated record.
AUGCAGAUGAUGAGCCAGAUGGCUGAACAGAUGCAAGGUUUGCGUGCCGACCGCGAUGCCGAUCGCGACGCCACGCGCGAGCAGAUUCAACUGCUGCAAGACAGUCUGACGACCUCGAGACCAACGCUCUUGGGGACCGAGUCGGAGAGCAGAGCGGAACCUCUGCAUGAACUGAAUCACCCACCGCGAUUCGAGGGCGUUCGAUCCAAGUUUCGCGCUUGGCUGAGCGAGAUGAAGAACAAGCUUCGUGUAGACGGAAGGGUAAUUGGGAAUAAGGCGGACCAGUUCGCCUACAUUUACGCGCGACUAGGGGGUGCCCCUCAGCAAAUGACGAUCGCGUAUGUAGAAGCCGGAGGAAGGGGUGGAGACUCAGAUCCGGACCAGUACCUCCAAUAUUUGGAAGAGUGCUACGGGGACCCGAACGCCAGGACUCGCGCGCUGGACAAAUUGCGAUCCUUGAGGCAAAGAGACAAGGAAAGCUUUGCGACACUGCUCCUCGCUUCGAGAAAGAACUCGCUGAUUCCGGCGGCGCCACCUGGCCGGAAGAAGUCAAAAUCAGCUACCUGGAGGGCGCCCUGA